Molecule: messenger RNA, 954 nt
Organism: Pteronotus mesoamericanus
Lineage: Eukaryota; Metazoa; Chordata; Mammalia; Chiroptera; Mormoopidae
Product: microtubule-associated protein RP/EB family member 1-like
Exons: 1
Coding region: 61-867 (268 amino acids)
Biological process (GO): protein localization to microtubule; spindle assembly; regulation of microtubule polymerization or depolymerization
Cellular component (GO): cytoplasmic microtubule; microtubule organizing center; spindle midzone
Molecular function (GO): microtubule plus-end binding
Source: RefSeq, a predicted model, not a curated record
GACGAAGACAGAACCGAAGCCGGGCACGGGCAGUGGACGGGGUUCCGUCGAGAGCCGAAGAUGGCAGUGAAUGUACAUUCACCAUCGGUCACCAGCGAUAACCUGAGUCGACAUGACAUGCUGGCCUGGAUUAAUGAGUCACUGCAGUUGAAUCUGACGAAGAUAGAGCAGUUGUGCUCAGGAGCUGCCUAUUGUCAGUUUACAGACAUGCUGUUCCCUGGCUCCAUUGCCUUGAAGAAAGUGAAAUUCCAAGCUAAACUAGAACAUGAAUACGUCCAGAACUUCAAAAUACUGCAAGCAGGUUUUAAGAGAAUGGGUGUUGACAAAAUAAUUCCUGUGGGCAAAUUAGUAAAAGGAAAGUUUCAGGACAAUUUUGAAUUCUUUCAGUGGUUUAAGAAGUAUUUUGAUGCAAACUAUGAUGGAAAAGACUAUGACCCUGUAGCUGCCAGACAAGGUCAAGAAACUGCAGUGGCUCCCUCCCGUGCUGGUCCAGCUCUGAACAAACUGAAGAAACCUCUCAGCUCCAGCAGUGCAGCUCCGCAGAGGCCCAUGGCAACACACAGAACCACUGCAACCCCUAAGGCUGGCCCACGUGUGGUGCGCAAGAAUCCUGGUGUGGGCGAUGGGGAUGGUGAAGCCGCGGAACCGAUGCAGCAGGUUAACGUAUUGAAACUUACCGUGGAAGACUUGGAGAAAGAAAGAGACUUCUACUUUGGAAAGCUAAGGAACAUUGAAUUGGUUUGCCAGGAGAAUGAGGGGGAAAAUAACUCUGUAUUGCAGAGGAUUGUGGGCAUUCUCUAUGCCACAGGUAAAGGCUUUGUGAUUCCUGAUGAAGGGGGACCACAGGAGGAACGAGAAGAGUAUUAAAAGCCUGGACCAGCAGAGCAGCAUCUGAAUUCUUCACUCCAAAUCAUGUGCUUAACUGUAAAAUACUCCCUUUUAUUAUUCUUAGAG